AUGUUGGGCGUCAGUGAGCUCCCUCUGCAGCUCCUGCCAUCCGGGCCCUCAGGCCGUCUCCUGCAGCCAUUCUGGGAUUAUAUGCGUCUCCACCACCUGCCUCUCAUCUCGUCUCCUCUUUUCCCCGUCCUACUGGCCUUCUUCAGCUAUUUAUUUUUCAGCAUACCUUUUUCCGUACUGAACCUCUUGGCAGAACGAGUUCCUUUCUUCAAUCGGUUCAAGAUCCAACCAGACAGGCGGCCAACAGUGGUCAUGAUGUCUAAGAGCUUCAAGACGGCCAUGUACAACCACAUAUUCUUUGUUCUGCCCGCUGGAAUCAUUUCCAUGUUCAUACUGCCGACACCAAUACUGCCACAGGGCGCUCCUACUCUGUAUGAGGUCAUCAUCGACGGACUGGCGAUACUUCUCCUCUUUGACACUCAGUACUAUGUUUGGCAUUUCAUACAUCACAAGCAUUCACAGCUUUACCGGUGGAUCCACGCAAUCCACCAUGAAUACACGGCGCCUUUUUCUUGGUCGACUCAGCAGCUCAGCAUCCCCGAGCUGAUGACUGUUGGACUCUGGAGCAACCAGGACCCACUUCUUUUAAAGUGUCACCCACUGACCACAUGGUGCGUCACAGUUUUCAGUAUCUGGAUGUCUGUGGAGGACCACAUAGGUUAUGACCUGCCCUGGACUCUGAACCACCUGGUGCCUUUUGGUCUGCUGGGCGGUGCGCCGGCUCAUGACAUGCACCACCAGAAGCCCAACAGCAACUACGCCCCUUUCUUCAGCCACUGGGACAGAAUCUUUGGCACCGCCGUUCCUCCGAAGAAAAAUACUUUGAGGAGAUGAAUGACGUGAAUGAUGUUAUUAUCAGUUAUCAAAAUUAUUUUAGCACCGUCAUAUUCAUAAUUCCUUCAAUCUUAUUUAUAUCUUUGAUAACUUAACUCCUUAGCACUUGCUGCCUCUUUACUGCUCCUCCUGGUUCUCUUUGUGAGGCUGUGUGAGAUGGAGAGUGUGUAUUAUGGCCUCUCGUUCAAAUCACUAACUUUAAAACAAGUCGUGCACUAUUGUUUUUGUGGAAAUGGCUGUUCUAUGCAGUUAAAUUCAUGUACAUGUCGACACCUUCAGUUAAUUAUUGUCCAUGCAAGUCAUAUGUGCAUAUUCACACUCCAUUCAGGUCAGGAACCAGCAGUAACUGGUAACACUGGCAAGCGAAGCAACCUCUUACAAUACAAACUUUGAAAGAACUUUAAAGCUUAGUUUAAACUCGCCGUAAUGAAUUCAGUCAUUACUGCCGGUGUGUGGGGCCCAGAACCCCAAAUCUCAAUCUAAGAUGGAGUGUUAGCUCGCAGACAUGUUGAGCCCCUUGUGAACCAUUUCCGUAAAUCCGCAUUUCUGCAGAUGGGAAUUACCCACAAUUAAUAGCAAUGUGACGUUCGGACACACUGGAAGCAUGGAGACUUAAAGAAAAAGGUAAACAAAGAGGACGACACAUGUGUUUUCAGCCUGGCCAAUUAGAUUUACUCGGAUAUUAAGGAUAACAGAUGGAAUAUACAAACGUAUGAAAUCAGAGAUAAUAUUGCAAAGAUUUAUUUAUGAAACAUUUAAUUUUGUUUUUGAAGCUGUUUUGACAAAUAAAACAAGUCAAAUAGAUUAUUUGACAAUUAUGAUAUGAUGCUCCUUUACUUGUCCCACAGUGGGGAAAUUUAAAAAAUCACAGCAGCGGUGCACAUCAGCAUCAAUGAAAAUAAAUAUAAAACACAAUAGGCUACUAUAAAACUAAAUACUAAAUACUAUCGAUAAUACUAUACAGGGGGGAAAUAAAGUAAAAUGCAGAGUUUGCCAGGAUCUCCAGCGAUCUACUGCAGUGUGUUGUGCAGCCUGACAGCAGCAGGAAGGAAGGACUUGUUCCUCUUCCUCAGACACCGAGGAGGAAUCAGCCGGUGGCUGAAGGAGCUGUGCAGAGCUGCGACAGUGUCCUGCAUGGGGUGGGAGGCGUGGUUCAUCAGGGACGAGAGCUUUGCCAUCAUCCUCCCGUCCCCCACCACCUCCACAGUAUCCACAGGACACCCAGCACGCUGCUGGCCUUCUUCAUCAGCUUGUUCAGCCUCUUCCUGUCAGCCACUGCCAUGCUGCUGCUGCUGCUCCAGAAGACCACUCCAUAAAAGAUGGCUGAUGCCACCACAGAGUCCAAGAAGGUCUUCAGGAGGGCUCCCUGCACUCCAAAGGACCUCAGCCUCCUCAGCAGAAAGAGUCUGCUCUGUCCCUUUUUAUAGAGUGCGUGGUCAGCCCAGUCCAGUUUGUUGUUCAGGUGAACACCCAGGUACUUAUAAGAUUUUACAAUCUCAAUGUCCAGUCCCUGGAUGCUCACUGGUACCGGAGGAGUGCGUUUACCACGGCGGAAGUCCACCACCAGCUCCUUGGUCUUACUGGAUGACCUCAUCUUGUGAGGAAAAGAUCCAUAAAUAAACUUUUUUUCUUCUUCUUCAUGAUAGCCUACGUUGCAGGAAAUUGUCCCAUUCUUGUUUAUAGCAUUUAAAGCCCUCACAGCCUCUCGCACUUUCACCAGAUGACGUCGCUAAAUCGGGUAUAGCGCUUUAGGGGACAUUGGGACCGGGCCACCGGGUUAAACUCGUUGUCACUUAGAAACUUUUUUUUGUGUCUUCGUACACACUCGCGCGCCGGCGCCAAACUCCACUAGGCCUACAGUUUUACUCAGCAAUAUUUGGCUUACAAAUUCCACUAAGAUAUAAGAAGCUUUUGAACGAGACAACCAAGUACUGUUUGUUGGUCACGUCACCAAGAGGGCAAGUACAAUAAGAGGAUUUAAGGAAAACACACAUCUGAGAAAAUGCUAAGCUUUGGCUGAAAAAAACACUUGGAUGUAGAAAUCAUGACGCAAGAUUACAUAGCAAAAAGUUGAUUCAAAAGAAAAAAAUAUGGGAUUAUUACUUAAUGUUUUGAGAGUCCAAUCAUGAUAAUCUGGAAACAAGGCUCACUUGGUAUCUCAUGUGUCCAUGGCAACUGAGCAGCUCUGAGGAAGGCCAUGACAUGUGGCUGAAAGCUGCGGGUACCUUAUGAUGAGAUAUGUUUUUUCUUUUGGUUUUACCUAGUUUGGUUCACAUAUCUCCUUCAUAGCCUUUGGGCGUGCUCUGUCUAUAAAUCUGUAUAUCCAAUCUGCGUCAACAUUAUUAAUAUUAUCUCCUUCAUUUAUUAUAUUAAGCAUUACAUUAUUUUGUAUUCAACAUUUUGUAAUGACUUUAGUUUCUUGUUAUAAAAGAAAAUGCAUUGUCAAUAACACACAAACAUGCAACAAAUAUGAUUCAAUACAUUUAUUUGUCUCAGAAAAUAAAAAACUAAAAACCAAUGCUAUUUAAAUUUUA
Molecule: messenger RNA, 3368 nt
Organism: Pseudoliparis swirei
Lineage: Eukaryota; Metazoa; Chordata; Actinopteri; Perciformes; Liparidae
Gene: ch25hl1.1
Product: cholesterol 25-hydroxylase like 1, tandem duplicate 1
Exons: 1
Coding region: 1-834 (277 amino acids)
Biological process (GO): sterol biosynthetic process; cholesterol metabolic process
Molecular function (GO): iron ion binding; steroid hydroxylase activity; C-4 methylsterol oxidase activity
Source: RefSeq, a predicted model, not a curated record